AAUUAGCCAACAGAGGAAGAGUCACUGUGUGGGUGCAGUUUCAGUUCAGCCAAAGUAGCCGUCAACGCUAUUUAGGUGGCAGUGCUUAUCCCCAAAAUACGUUUCUAAAACAAAAUUCCUGCCUUCUAAACUAGGACCAGGAGUUCCAGCCGAGAUUCCCCAACAGCGUCUUCGUCAAGAUGAGCUUCUUGUUUGGCAGUCGCUCAUCUAAGACCUUCAAGCCGAAGAAAAAUAUCCCAGAGGGCUCCCACCAGUAUGAGCUACUGAAACAUGCUGAAGCAACGCUGGGCAGUGGGAACCUGAGACAGGCUGUCAUGCUCCCAGAGGGCGAGGAUCUCAAUGAAUGGAUUGCUGUCAACACGGUGGAUUUCUUCAACCAAAUCAACAUGCUGUAUGGCACCAUCACCGAGUUCUGCACUGAGACCAGCUGCUCUGUGAUGUCAGCAGGACCAAGGUAUGAGUAUCACUGGGCUGAUGGCACUAAUAUUAAAAAGCCCAUCAAAUGUUCAGCGCCUAAGUACAUCGACUAUUUGAUGACCUGGGUGCAGGAUCAGCUGGAUGAUGAGACCCUUUUCCCCUCCAAGAUCGGGGUUCCUUUCCCUAAGAACUUCAUGUCUGUGGCCAAAACCAUCCUGAAGCGUCUGUUCAGGGUUUACGCUCACAUCUACCACCAACAUUUUGACUCGGUGAUGCAGCUGCAGGAGGAGGCUCACCUCAACACCUCCUUCAAGCACUUCAUUUUCUUUGUCCAGGAGUUCAACCUCAUUGACCGGCGAGAGCUUGCUCCCCUGCAGGAUUUGAUCGAGAAGCUUGGAUCCAAGGACAGAUGAACAUUUCAUUACACACACACACCUUUCUUUUUUUUUUUUUUUUUUUUUUAGAAAACCAGGUCUUCCUCUCUUUUGUCUUCUGGCCUCUUCUACCUCUGUGAUUUCUAGCCUCAGCUCUUAAAACUCUGUGCCUUCUUUACAUUUCUUGAAUAUUUGUACUUCUUUUAUUCUUUUUUUUUUGUUUGUUUAUUUUUGAUGCAAUUUUUGAACUUUUUUUUUUAGCUUCUUUAUGUAGAACAGUGUAGUAAAGAAGAAAUAUUUUUCACAGGACUGUGGUUAAUGACUCUUAGAGCAAAAUACAGAUUUUUAUAUUGGACCAAGGACAUUUGGAAGUGAAAAAAACAGUUUAUCUUCUUUCAGAGGAUGCUGUACAGUGUUUAGUUUGUCUAAACACGUGUAGCUUUAUUUUUUUGGUUAGAAUAAUAGCGACUGACCAAAUAUCCCAAUUUUUGUUGUUUUUCCUUUUUUUACUGUUUUAUUUGUUUACGGUAUAGAGUGAGGACUGCAAACAAGAGUCAUAUGAAAUAGUUGUUAAGUGGACUUUUGUGCUUGUAACAACUUAAUAGAUGAAGGUGGGAGCAAAAAUGCACUUGUACACAGUACGUAAAGCUCACUGUCACAUAAAGUAGCAUUUUCCCUGUUGACACCAGCAGCCACAUUAAACACGGCAUCCAUGCAUAGCAUGUUCAUGCUUCAGUUUUGUUGAGCAAUAACAUUGUUUGCACAUUUUCAUAGGGUUAAAUGUAAGAAACAUUACUUUAAUCUUCAUAGCUGUGAACCGUUUGGUUAUGGAGAGUCUUUAAAUCCUGUUAGCCUUUAAAUUGAAAAUUCAUAAUGAAAGUAAUUAUGACAAUAGAGUAAAUGUGUUUAUUCUGAUGUUUCAGUUUAUGUCUGCGUUGUGGCUCGAUUGUAGAACCUUUAGCCAUUUUUUUCUUGAAUUUUUUUUCCUCCUGAAGAAUGCAGCUGAUAUUUCUCCAGAAUGCCUAGUUUUCCAAAGUUUAAUUAAGGAAGUUGGGUUGUUACUCUCUUGACUUCAAACUGAAACUCAUCAGACAAUCAUGUAACCAAAUAUAAUCCAAUGAAAUAACUCAAAUUCAUCAAUAAGUUCCAAAUAAUCAAGAGCGGCAUAUGCUUUUUAUAUUUUACAUCACUGUAAAAACACAGUUGGAAUACCAACCCAUAGCUGAAAGCUCUCAAAAUGUAAUAAAUACUUAAUUCACCUUGAUUAUAGGUUAAGUUGUUGCUUUGCAAAAAGAAAUCCAACAUUCUUCUCGUUAAUAGACAUAGUCACUCAGUACUUUUCAGUUUACAUUCAGCCUUUUGUAUGUAUUGCUUCUGUACACAAUGUUAUUUUUGAGGUUUUGGUUACAUGUUCUAUCACAAUGGAAAAUUAGCUCCAUCAUUUUAGUCACUGAAGAAACAAGGACUCUGAAAUGAAUGAUUUUUUUUAAACAUUGGCCUGAUUAUUGUGUGGUUAAUUAGACAAAGGAGCUAAGAAAGAUACACGAACCACGUCCAAACAUUUGCUGUAAAUAAGAUCAGUGUUUUAUCUGAACAAAAUUGUGCCUUGCAAUUACAUAUUUAAUGAAAGUAUUGAUGGGUAAAAAAAAAUAAACACAAAGGACUA
Messenger RNA from Nothobranchius furzeri (turquoise killifish), 2457 nucleotides. It is a transcript of the gene mob1a, whose product is annotated as MOB kinase activator 1A. NCBI's taxonomy places the organism in Eukaryota, Metazoa, Chordata, Actinopteri, Cyprinodontiformes, Nothobranchiidae. Gene Ontology annotation, cellular component: cytoplasm; nucleus. The record is from RefSeq and is a predicted model, not a curated record. Gene Ontology annotation, molecular function: protein kinase activator activity. Gene Ontology annotation, biological process: positive regulation of protein phosphorylation; hippo signaling.